AGCCACGUCCAUCAUUUAUAUAAGCACCAACCCUUCCAUCGCCUCUUACAUCGCCCAUCACAGCCUUAUAUAAUCCAACCAAUCACCGUCUCAUAUACAUCCAACCAAUCACAUUACACUGCAUCCUACGUGCUGCGUCUUCAGCAUGUCCAAUCUUUCCACAGACGCCAUCCUGCAGCAGAUGGCCGAUGCGCUGCCCACGCAUCCGCCCGGCGACGACUCAUCCGACAUUGCCAGCUCCUACGAAGUCAUUGCUCUUCUCGUCCAUGCCUACCUGACCGCCCUGGACUUUCGCCUCGUCGGCUUCCAGGAAGACGCCAACUUGUCUGAAUGUCAAUCCCUAGCCCCCCGUCUCCCCGCAUCCUGGAACACCGGCUUCGGCACCCUCUCCUUCGUCUACAAGCACAAGCAGUCCGCCCUUAGCUUCAUCUUCCGCAUCGACCGCAUGGGCGCCAAAGUCGAAAUCCGCGGCCUCGCCGCCGGCGCCGAGACCAUCUACCGCUUUGAACGCCUCACGCGCGACGUUGUCUCGUCCUCCGCGCUCCCGCUGCGCAUCACCCUCAACAACGGCCAAGAAGACCGCUCCGACCUCCCCGCGCGCCUCCGUGCCGCAUUCACAUCCGCAGAGGCCAUUGAGAGCAUCCUCACCGACCUCCGUGAGCAGAUUGUCCAGCGCCUCAUCCCGCGUCUACAGCAGGAAGGAUACACAGAGACAGAGACAAGAGAUGCCGAGCAGCAAGCGACACAGGAGCGCCGGGAUCAGGAGGCGCGCGGCCCCAACAGACCUUUUGCGGGUGACCCAUCAACAGGUGUUUAUCCUCAGCCUGGACCACUCCCUGAUGCCGCGAGACCUCGACCACCUGUGCCUAUGGGGGAUUUCCCGCCACCGGGCUUUGACGACGAGUACGAUAUGAACCGGCCGCCUGGAGCUGGUGGCGCGCUGCGCAUGCCGGGCCGCUCGCCGUUUAAUAUUGGCCAUGAUGAUUUGCAUCCGCCGGGUCUGGGGCCGCAUGACCCUCUUCGUCCGUCGUUUAUUCCUGGUGUAGGAGGGCUCGGAGGGCCCGGUGGGUCGGGAAUGCACCCGACAUUUGACGAUCCUCUGUUUGGCGGCCAAGGCGGCGGUGGGUUCCCCGGCUCAGGCGACGGAUAUCAUCCUCAAGCUCCUCCUGGUGCUCGAUGGGAUCCUCUAGGUCCCGGUGGUGGUCCUCGACCUGGACGUGGUAGUGGUCCGUUUGGAGGCAACACCUUUGGUGGUAGUAACCCCUUUGGAGGCGGAGGAGAUAUUAUUUAAAGAAUGAAGAUAUAGUUUGUACGCUUACCAUGGUUUCACGAGUUAUGAUAUUUGGAGGGAAAAGAAAUUGAUAAAAUAGUGUAAUAAUGUUUAUGUUGCCCACAGGGGUCUGCCUUACUGGAAGUCUGUCACAGUCCAUAUUCCCUUCAUCAUUUUAACUUCAUAAUGGCUUCGGCCCUCAUUAAUUUUAACCUUCUUGUUGUAUUCUUUUUUGGUAUUUUGUCUAUGGUUGAUGUUGAUGUUGUAUGCCAGACAGGCCUCUUACUGACCAUCGGGGCUGGCCAUUUGGUUGAGCUUGGUUUUUUCGUCCUCAGUCAACAAGUUGUACCACUCCUGGAAGUUAGCAAUGUUGUCACGGGCAGCUGAGACAAAGAAUUCGGUGAGGAAGGCUUGCGUCUCGUCGUCACGCUGGCGGUGGCCACCGGCCUCGAUGAACGACAUGAGGUCGGACUUCGUACCACCCAGGGUGAGGUCGAUGAUGUCGUUGUCGUCCUCCCAGCCCUCGUCGCCGUCGUCAUCAUCGAGAUCGUCUGUGUUGGCCAUAGCGUGGGCGGCGGCGGCAGCAGUGGCACGAGCGCCAGACGCAGAGAGGAGCUCUUCGAUAAGAACCUUGAUAAUCUUAAGCGAGGCAGGGAUGAUGGUGUACUUGUCGGGGUCUACAUCCGUUAGUGGUGGUCCAGGGGGGUCAUAUGGUUCCAUACUCAUGCGGGCUCGGGAGCGAGUCUUGAUCAACCCGUCGUCUUCGGCAGGGACAAGGUCACCGUUGACCUGGACCUGCGAGAGGCGGGCAUCGUUGAGCGAGUAGAGCUUGGACAAGGCAAUGACGCUG
This is a messenger RNA of [Torrubiella] hemipterigena, 2120 nucleotides long. The record is from the annotation of a GenBank genome assembly. Lineage: Eukaryota; Fungi; Ascomycota; Sordariomycetes; Hypocreales; Clavicipitaceae.